Molecule: messenger RNA, 1345 nt
Organism: Hyposmocoma kahamanoa
Lineage: Eukaryota; Metazoa; Arthropoda; Insecta; Lepidoptera; Cosmopterigidae
Product: tyrosine-protein kinase yes-like
Exons: 3
Coding region: 208-1044 (278 amino acids)
Biological process (GO): multicellular organism development; positive regulation of kinase activity; protein phosphorylation
Cellular component (GO): signaling receptor complex
Molecular function (GO): transmembrane receptor protein tyrosine kinase activity; ATP binding
Source: RefSeq, a predicted model, not a curated record
CUCAAUAAAAGUGUGCCGACGUCUAUAUAUCCUCUGGCUCGUUCGUCAAACUGAGGCGGUCUCCGUGUGCAGGCGCUGCGCGCAGACCCCGCACCGGCCGAGGAAGCGGAGUUUCUGCGCGAGGGCUGCGCGCUCGCAGCUCUCCAGCAUCCGCACGUGGUGCGAUUACUGGGAGUGUGCGCGGCGGACGGGCCCCCGCUGCUGCUCAUGGAGUACGCCUUCUUCGGCGAUCUGCUGCGAUACCUGCAAGAACGAAAGCAUCUGGCCGAGUUGGCGGCGACGGUAAACGACCUCGACUCGCGCACCGAUCUCGUAGGUGAUCGCGAGGUGACGGCGACCGCCGAGCCCGAAGCCACUCACGUAUCGGCGACGGCACUGACACGGCUGGCGAAAGAAGCUGCCGAAGCGUUGGCCUACCUGGCGAAACGCCGCUACGUGCACCGCGACGUGCGCGCCGCCAAUUGUCUCAUCGAUGCGAAACGGACGCUCAAGCUAGCAGAUUUCGGUCUCGCACGCGCCACGAGCUCUGAGCACGAUACAAAAGAAGACAAAUCAUGUGACUUGACCCACGCGGAGGAGUCAUACGCAUACAUCUGUCGGCGGCGCGGCGUAUUCCCCGUGCCGUGGAUGGCUCCCGAGAGCCUAACCAGUGGCGUGUUCUCCGCCGCGUCAGACGUGUGGGCGCUGGGCGUGCUAAUGCUGGAACUGGCCACUCUGGGCGCGAGGCCUUACGGCGCGUGGCGUCCGCCCAAGGUGCUGCGGUUCGUGCGCGACGGUGGAAGCCCGCCGCUCCCGCGCGACGCCUCCUAUCACUUUUGCGAAGUAACGGCCAUGUGCUGGGAGCGUCAGCCAACAAGGCGCGCGAGUGCCGAGGCCGUGCAACGCUACUUUGAAGACCACCCACGAGCUUUGCGGCCGGCGCUGCGGCCGGCGGUGCUCGCGGUCGCGGACCCUGACGACGUGGACGACGCCACAGAUAGUGGCUUCGGCGAACGAGACUUCGACGACUGGCUCCGCAAUGAACGACAUAACUCCACCGCAUGACGUAACGAGUAUCACUCAAGGCAAUAUGUUUCAGCUGUGUAAAUCUCGUUCGAUAUGACCAUCGAGUAUAUAACCAGAAAUAGAGAUGAAAUAAGUGCCAUCCCCUGAGAAAAAAUGGGUCUUAUAUCACUUUUAAAUAUCAACACUUGUUUGCGCUGAAGUCACAAAUUAGAAAGCUGAAAUAGUACAGCGCCAACAACAGACCUGUGUGACCGUCUCCGUACAUUCCAAAAAUAUUCUGUAUUUAUUGUAAUAAAGAUAAUAUCUCUAACAAUGGGGAGCUGUUCCAUCCGGGGGUGUU